GAACAAUUUGGGAUACCCAGUACACUGACCAUGUUGUUUUACCCUUCUACUGUUAGAAGGACCUUUGGUUCAAUUUUAAAGAACCAAUGAAGAGCCUUAUUUGCGAACAAACAAAACUAAAUUAAACAUUUAACGUUUUACCUCCUCAAAAAAGGAGCAACUGGUGUCUCCUUUUAAUCAGGCCAUCCCAUACUGGGCCACUAAGUGAAAUAAGUCAUUAUUCAGAACCUUCCAACAGUAUCGGCUCUUGAGAUAGGACGGCUUGCGCAGGGAGCAUUCGGGGAAGAAAUGGGAACAGCAGGACUACACCGCCAGUCGUUUGGCGGCAGCAGAAUAGCGGCGGCCCAUCCAUAAGCUGCCGCCGCGUGAGAUAAACACGAUAUUAUGGACGAUGAGGAAGACCUCGAGGACAUCCGCCUUCUUCGGAUCCCAAAAUUCAGAUUUCUGUGAGUUAAAGCCGAGUUUAAACGAAAAAAAGUUUCGUGGUCCGCUGUGCGGUGUAUGCGAUUUACUGUUGAGUUCUGGUUCAGUCGACCCUUGAGGAUUUAGGAGAGUUUGGACGUACCCAACUAGAGUCAAAGAUGAAGCUGGGUACAGGAGACGAAGAGGGUGCCUCCUCGAGAAUGCGCCAACAAAUGUAACAUGAACAAAGAAGGAAUGAGGUUACGCGAUCGCCCCAUCAUGCUGGAUAAUUCAGGACCUCAUCGACCCUUCAACGUUAAACGAAAACCGAACCUACCCAAACAACCCUCGAGGACUGGCUCGGCAAAACUGACGAUGCAGGACUUCGUCAGGAUGGAUCCUGGAUACACACCGAACAUAGAACAUCUCGUAUUUCCAGCCAGGAAACGCAACCCUCAGCAGGUGGCCCCAAUCAAUCCACCGGUCCAAAAGACGAGAUCCAGGCUCGCCGAGAUGUUUGCCCUUAGCCGUCAUCUCCAGCAGCGAUCUGCGGAUAGAGAGUCCAAGAACAGAGUGCCCUUGAUCAACAGGAGCGUGGACAGCGCCUUGGAAGGUCGAUCUUCUGGUGGCGCUACAUCGGUGCCGCCCCAACGACCAGGGUCCAUAGCCGGAGACCCGCGGAGGUGGUUGCAGCAGCAGCACCAGCAGCAGUCAGAAGAACCAGUACGCCAGAGGAUCAGUCCGGUCGCGGAUAGCGAUAUGACCGCUUCUAGGGGCCCCAACAUCUCCGUUCUUCAUUUGCGUAACUCCACCGAGAACUGGGACAACAAUUCCAAAAUCUCGACGGCCAACUCGAGGAUAUAUCCGAGCAAUAGGAAACCGGCAGGGAUACAUUCUUUGACCAAGCACCAGUCGCUGGGAGGGAUAGGAUCCAAGUUCAGGUGGAAGGGUGCUUCCGUAGAGACGACCGGCGACAUGAACACCUCGGAAGUUUUCAUCGACAAUCAGUACAACAGGGAGCUUUCCCCGGUGCGUUGGUGUAACAGGGAGGUCGACGGGGUCUAUUUGGGACGCUCCGGUUGGGUGCAGGUCCAGCACAGGUCGCUGGACGACCGGAAGAUCAGCAAUUUCAGGACCACGGCCAAGGUGACGCAACCUCAGGACUCCAAGAGGGUGGCUAUCAAACUGGCGCAGUACCACUGUAAAAGCGAACCUGGACGGUUUCCGAAUUCCCCCACGAAACUCUUGCAACAGCCGCAGAAACCCUUAUAUCUCUCGAUAAGGGAGCCGAAGUUCGACGAAAUCACGAAGAGGACGCCUCAGAACCCCGACUCUUUAUCGCCACCUCCACACACUCCAAUCAUCUCCCCACCGCCGGCGUUUCAAGAUAAGACCUCGGCGAAAACGUCCCCCAAACGCGCGUUUUUCGGGAAAACCCCAUUCCUCCCACGCUCCAACGCUAUCGACAAGGAUGUCAGCCCACCAGCUUCACCACCCAAAGAAACCUUCAAAACCUGCGCUCCCAUGGCGAACAUCCUCGCUAAACCCAACGAAAAACCAACCGAAAAACAGAAGAAACCCAGUAAGAACAUCAUCCAGACGAUAUAA
Coccinella septempunctata (seven-spotted ladybird) is the source of this 2010-nucleotide messenger RNA. RefSeq lists its product as uncharacterized. Bases 643 to 2010 code for a protein of 455 amino acids. NCBI's taxonomy places the organism in Eukaryota, Metazoa, Arthropoda, Insecta, Coleoptera, Coccinellidae. The record is from RefSeq and is a predicted model, not a curated record. The transcript is spliced from 6 exons.